Messenger RNA from Aspergillus alliaceus, 408 nucleotides. RefSeq lists its product as uncharacterized. The coding region runs from base 1 to 408 and encodes 135 amino acids. Lineage: Eukaryota; Fungi; Ascomycota; Eurotiomycetes; Eurotiales; Aspergillaceae. The record is from RefSeq and is a predicted model, not a curated record. The transcript is spliced from 2 exons.
AUGCCGAGCACCCCAGCUUCCACGCUGCAUCAUAUACUCACCCCGCGGCCGCCACGCCUUUGUUUGCUUCCAAUUCAAUCCGUAUGGCAGCCGGCGGCUUUCCAUACACCCAGAAGCGUCCGAGCUCGCCUCAAUAGCUCUAUCACACAAGGUUGGAAAGGAACUUCACCGGAUGACCAUACUGUGGACCGGAGGAAGAAGGGCGAUACCACGGAUCCGACCGUAGAAGGGGCUCAUUCUGGCAUGAAAGACAGGGAAGAGUCUAAGGGAAUAGCUAGAGAUGAUAAACCUCAGGCGGCAACUGAAAGAGGAGGUGUGAAGCAUGGAAAAAAGGCCAAGGAGGAGCAUCCUAAGGCACCUGAACCGAUCAUCGGAAUGAAUGAUGAGAGAGCUCAGAAGGGACAUUGA